AUGCAAUUCUCUACCAUCCGCAACUUCUCUUUCGCCCUUCUCGCGGCUUCCGCACUGGCUAUUCCUACUCCCACUGAAAAUACUGGAGUCGUAGCCAAUGUUGAGGCUCCAGCUGUUCUCGAGAAACGGUUUGGUCCCAUUACUAUCCUCUUGAUUAAUGUCAUUGGAGGCAAACUCUUGGCUGGUGCAAUCAGUGCGGGAAUUGAGCGCACCAAAGAAGCCAUCGCACCCUCAUCGGAUACCUACAAAACUUUCGAAGAUGCUCGCACUGCCUUCAUGCAGAGGCAUAUUCCAGAUCUGUAUGCCACCCGAGAGGCAGGCUCAAAGGGCGUUAUUUGCAUGAAUGGACCAUACUCCAUCAGUGCUGGCGCCGUGUACGAUGGUCCUGCUACGGAGAAGUUCUCGUGGGAUAUUUACCACACCACCUACGAUUGCUUCGAGAUUACCUCAGGCUCCAUUACCAACAAUGGUGACGGUGGAUGGAUCAACUGGGGUGCCGAAGGCUGCUCUAUCAGCGGCCAUACCAUCAGCUGUUAA
Messenger RNA from Bipolaris victoriae FI3, 537 nucleotides. RefSeq lists its product as hypothetical. The coding region runs from base 1 to 537 and encodes 178 amino acids. The record is from RefSeq and is a predicted model, not a curated record. The transcript has 5 exons. Lineage: Eukaryota; Fungi; Ascomycota; Dothideomycetes; Pleosporales; Pleosporaceae.